This is a messenger RNA of Cuscuta epithymum, 3214 nucleotides long. The record is from the annotation of a GenBank genome assembly. NCBI's taxonomy places the organism in Eukaryota, Viridiplantae, Streptophyta, Magnoliopsida, Solanales, Convolvulaceae.
AUGGGAAGAGCAGAUUUCGGAGUGUUUUGUAUAUUGUAGUGCCAAUUGCAUUUGGGUUGUUGUUGGUGGUUGUUGCUAUCGUCAUUUUCAGGAAGAGAAAGCAAAAGUCAGGUGAAUUGGUUUCCGAGGAAAAUGAGUAUAGUGGUGGGGCAGAGUGUCUGCAAUUCAACCUUGCCGCCAUUAGAGCGGCGACUAACAACUUCUCCGAUCACUAUAAGCUUGGUCAAGGUGGGUUCGGCCCUGUUUAUAAGGGGGUGCUCUCAAACGGGGAGGUCAUAGCAGUGAAGAGAUUGUCCAAAAAUUCAAAUCAGGGAGAACUUGAAUUUAAGAAUGAAGUGAUUUGCGUCGCAAGGCUACAACAUCGAAACCUAGUCAGGCUUCUAGGCUUUUGCCUUGAAGGAAUAGAAAGGCUUCUCAUUUAUGAGUUCCUUCCCAACUCAAGUCUUGACCAUAUGAUAUUUGAUGCAAACAAGCGCAGAAGGUUCGGUUGGGAGACUCGUCAUAACAUAAUUGUGGGAAUAGCAAGGGGACUUAUUUACCUUCAUGAAGAUUCUCAACUCCGAAUCGUUCAUCGUGAUCUCAAAGCUAGUAAUAUUCUUUUGGAUGACAAUAUGAAUCCUAAAAUAUCAGAUUUUGGAAUGGCAAGGUUAUUCGAAUCAGACGAUCAAACAAGAGACGUCACUCAUCGGAUUGUCGGCACCUAGUAAGUUCAAAAAUUCCAGUUUUAUCCUCUGCUUACGCGUUUAAAUAAAUUUUAGAGCACUUUCAGAAGAAUUAGUGCCAUUUCGUUACAUGUUUUACAAUUUUAUCAGACGACUUUAUCAUACACAAAUUUUUUAAAGUUCAUGUAGGCAUUUGAUAAAUAAUCAAAAACUUAAUUACUAAAAUUAGGUGCAUUUUUUGGUGAGUAGGUUGGAUUGAAUGACGGACAAUUUAAACUGUUUCCAUAAAAUUUAUUCUCUACAUUAUUAAUCACUCAUAUAAAAUAGUGCAACGUAUGCACUAUACCUUGUCGCUAUUUAUCUUUUCAAUAAUUGUGUGAAUUCAUUAAAUCAACCAUUUUUACCUAAAACAUUUUUUAUUAUCGUCAAAACGGCUUUCAUUAAAAUAGAGCAAACAUACAAGACAAUAUUCAGACAGUUAUUACAUAUCCGAUCGCAAGCCCUAGUAAUAGACUUAAAGUUAGCUACCCAUACAAAGCAACCUGACUCGCUAGACACAAAACGGGCAAGAAUAAGCCUAAAACGAUCGAAAAUGAAGCACUGCCUAUCAAAUGUUCAUAAAAAAUCAAAAUACUCCAACUAUACCUACUCGAACUGAAAUAAAAACAAGUACUACGUACUAAAGGAAAAAUAAUGCGAAAAUAGAAACUUUCCCAAAUUGCUUCUUCGUUCGGAGGUGGUUCCGGAGGCAGAUGAGCUGCUGUAGUAUGGGAGAAGAGAAUUUCGAGCCCUGGAAAAUUCGUCUGAAACCCUAUCCUUCUUGCGCUCGCCAAUUUGCUUCUUGAGGUUUAUCAUUGAAAUCCAUGUCCGAGGUGCAGAAGAGAUCUCUAUCAUGAUGCUGCCUUUGUAACUAAUUGCCUGUAAAAUUCCUGAAUCAGCCCGUCCAAGAAAGGAUUCCAGACCGGUACGAAUCACUGGUGCAAAUAAUAGCCUUCCUUGGAUCCAACCGUUCGAAAUUUCCCUGGAUCAAACCGUCCAAGAAGGAUUUCCAAUCGACCGCCGAUUGUAGCCGAUAAGAGGCGCAACCCAAAACACGCCGGACACCGCCGAUUAAAUUGACCGCCGGAAAAACAAACCCUAGCCGCCGAUUGAGGUCGUGCGUUGGGAGAGCAGCUCGAGAGCUUUUAGCGUUUUUUAGUACUCCGCGUAACUCGGCCUCACCUAAAACAUUAAUAACUUUAGAAAAUUAUAGUCGAUUCAACAAAUAUAUUCUCCUAAAAAAGAUCUUAUUAGUAGAAUUCUUAUUUUGUUCAGCCUAGUUGCGAACAAAAUAAUUGGUAUAGGAAAUCAACAUACUUCACUAGAGCAAUUUACCAAACAUUUUUUAUUUGAUUAACUUUAAUUAAUUAAGUUUUUUAACAAGACAUACCUCUUAUUAUAUGGUCUACAGUCUACACCAUACUUACGUGGUCUAGACGAUACUCGAUCUACACAUAGUGUGCACCUAUAGCUUGUCACAAUAUUUGGUUUUUAAUGCAUGAAUGAAUCAUAAAAUGUAGUGGCUAUAUGGCUCCGGAAUAUGUUAUACACGGUCAGUUCUCGAGUAAAUCUGAUGUUUAUAGCUUCGGCGUGUUAUUGCUUGAAAUAAUCACCGGUGAAAGGAUUAAGAGCUUUCGUGGAGGGGAAGAUGAACAAAGUCUUGUUGACUAUGUAAGCUAUGCACAAAAUUAUGUAUUUUACAUGCAUGCAUGCGCGCACGCACACACGAACUCACACACACUCACACGCGCACACACGUACAAGUAUAUACAUACACAAAAAUACACUAAAAAUACACACACAUAUAUCAUACACGCAUACAUAAGUGAUUAAUCAAAUUUAAAAUAAUGUACUUUGCAGGCAUGGAACAUGUGGAAUAAAAGGACACCGUUGGAUCUAAUUGAUUCCACUAUGCCAUCGUUUAGUACUUUCACAAGCGAUAUAAUAAGAUGUAUUCAUAUUGCCUUACUAUGUGUGCAAGAAAAUGUGGGAAGUAGACCAACCAUGGCUUCGGUGGUUUUAAUGCUUAGUAGCAGAUCAGUUAUUAUGUCAAGACCAUCAAGACCCGCAUACAUUUUUCACUCCAUGACGCAACAACAUACAUCGUCAUCGUCAUCAUCGUCAAGUGCCCACAAUAACUCACACUCUACCUCAACUAGAAGUAGUAGCCAUGUUGAAAGAAGUUCUCGGAAUGAAGUUUCUCUAUCAGAGCUAGAAGCUCGAUAACCGUACACAUCUUUCAUUUUGUAUAAUUUAAACAGAAAAAAGAUGAAAGGUUCUCAUUAAAUACGUAAAACAUGAUAAUGCAAUCAUGUCGACGUUAAGCUUUCAGGUGGGGGAAUGCAUGGCAUAAUGUUGUAUUGUUAUGAUUAGUUUUAUUAUUUUGUCGUAUUCCUUAACUGAAAUAAAUAAAUAUCCAAUUAUUAUUUUAACAUGUUUUUCACGUUUUCUUGUUGGGAGUAAUUGUAGGAUCAAAGCUAACAAUACAAAAUUCUAGGCUCCCCCCAGCCCCC